GGGGCCUUAGCGGAGGGAGCCGGCCUACUCGUGCUGCUCCGGCUGAUGAGGAGGUCCCCGGGCCGGCCUUUCCAGCACGUUCCCCUCCCGGUUCCUUUCGGCCCGGCCUCCCGGGGCGCGAAGACGUGCAGAGCCGGGUGGGACAAGAAGAGCAAAGGGUGGUGUGAAGUGGAGGCAGCUGGAGCACAGGGGCCCGUCCGCCUGACGGAGUGUGCUGCUUCUGUGAUGGUGAAGGAGAGGGCACAUGUGCCCGUGAGUGCGUUGGUGCCACAGUCCCUCUCUGCACAUGUGCUGGUGUUGAACCCAGGGCCUCAUGCAUGUCAGGUAAGCACUCUCUGGGAGCCAAACCCUUGCUCCCAACAUGUGUGAUCUUAAAACGUAAAUUUCCAUGUAGAAAUUAUAGGAGCAAAAUAAAAGUUAACACUUCACAGUGGCAAAGUGUGGACCAUCAUACUUAUGACCUGUUCAGAAUCUCCCCUCUGUGCUUGAAGACUUCCUGCACUGGAGCCAGACAGAACACUAGGGUGGGUAGCAUGGUAAUCCUGCGAAAGUCUGUUAACGCAACAUCUGAAAAGUUUCAGAACGAAUGUUUGAAAAACGAAAUGUGGGCUGGCGAGAUGGCAAGAUGGUAAAGGCAGUUCCCGCACAAGCCUGGCACCUGAGAUUGACCCCUAGGACCCAUGGAGAGAUGGAAGGAGAGAACAAUUCCACAGUUAUCCUCAGGCCUCCACAUGUGGUCCAUAGCAUGUGUGCCCCACGUUACACACACACACACACACACACACAAAAUAAUAAAACUAUGCAAGUGGUGCAUUUACACAUAAUAUAAACGUAGUAGCCACAUACACUGUAAUGAAGAAGGAAAGGUGUCAAUGGCUGGAGCUGUUGGAGACCCCACAGUGAUGUCCCCAGGACUUCUUGCAGGAGCACAUAGUGGUUAACUCACCUACGUAGUGUGCCAUUUCCAACUGUGGAUAUGCUCAGGGCACAGUACGCACUGAAGCUCGUUCUAAAGUAGGAGCAUUGUGUCACCUGGACAGCAUGUGGCAGGUCGUCAGUCAGUGUCUGCUCUCUGCAGGAAAGCCCAUGAAGGUGAGCCUGGCAGCUGAGGAGGUUGCCACUUUUUAUGGGAAGAUGUUGCAUCUUGAGUAUAUGACAAAGGAGGUUUUCCAAGAUAACUUCUUCAAUGACUGGAGAAAGGUGUCACUGGUGGCCACAGCAGCCACCCUGGACCUGGCAGGCGGGACACUCUGGGGUGAGUGCCCAGCCAGCUGCCAUCUCUACAACCUUCCCAGCUUGCAGUGGCCACAGUAUUUCCCCAGCAUGGCUGCUGCCAAUGUUUCCUCACCAGAGGGCACCAUGACCCUCUAUAAGUUUGGCUACUGUAUUUUAGAUGGCCACAGAGAAAUUGGCAAUUUCAAGAUGGAGCCACCAGGGUUGUUCUGUGGCCGUGGUGACCAUCCCAAGAUGGGGAUGUUGAAAAGGACAGUCAUGCCAGAGGACGUGAUCAUCAACUGCAGCAGGGAUUCCAAGAUUCCUGAUCCCCCAGCCAGUCACCAGUGGAAAGAGGUGCACUCGGACCACACAGUCAUGUGGCUGGCUGCGUGGAUAGAGAAUGUCCAGAAAUCCAUCAAGUAUGUUAUGCUGACCCCCAGCUCCAAACUGAAGGGGGAGAGGGACUGGCAGAAGUGUGAGGUAGCUCUGCUCGAGGGGGCUGUAGAUGAGAUCUAUGCUCAGUACCAGGCUGACUGGCAAUCACCAGAAAUGAAGAAAAGACAGAGGGUGUUGGCCCUUUAUUUCAUUGAUAAGCUGGUGUUGCAGACAGGAAACAAGGAGGAGGAGGGUGAGACGGCCGACACUGUGGGCUGCUGCUCGCUCCGUGGGGAGCACAUCUGGCUGCACGCACAGGCAGAUGGUCGAGAACAUGUUGUGGAGCUGGACUUCUUGGGAAAGGGUUCCAUCUGCUACCAUAACCGUGUGACCGUGGAGAAGCUUGUGUUCAGGAACCUUCAGCAGUUCAUGGAGGGCAAGGACCCUGGGGACGACCUCUUCGAUGCACUGACUACUUCCAGCCUGAACAGACACCUGCAGGACUUGAUGGAUGGGCUGACAGCCAAGGUGUUCUGGACCUACAGUGCAUCCAUCACUCUGCAGGAGCAACUAUGGUCACUGACCAGUGCUGAAGACAGCCUACACUCCAAGGUCUUGGCUUACAACUGGGCAAAUUGGGCUGUGGCCAUCCUCUGUAACCAUCAGCGAGCAACCCCUAAGACCUUCGAGAAGUUGAUGCAGACUCCAGACAAAGGUAUUGAGACAAAGAAGGCACAGGUGGCUGAGGCACAGGAGGAGCUUGAGAAGGUGAAGGCCGACCUCAGAAAGGGGGGACAGCAAGUCCAAAAG
Nannospalax galili (Upper Galilee mountains blind mole rat) is the source of this 2400-nucleotide messenger RNA. It is a transcript of the gene Top1mt, whose product is annotated as DNA topoisomerase I mitochondrial. The record is from RefSeq and is a predicted model, not a curated record. Gene Ontology annotation, biological process: DNA topological change; DNA replication. Gene Ontology annotation, cellular component: mitochondrial nucleoid; chromosome. Gene Ontology annotation, molecular function: DNA binding; DNA topoisomerase type I (single strand cut, ATP-independent) activity. Lineage: Eukaryota; Metazoa; Chordata; Mammalia; Rodentia; Spalacidae.